AUGUGGCUCACCGCUCGCGAACUAUCUGAAGCUGUAUUGUCAUUCAACGCUUUCGAAGAUGAGACAGCCGUUGCCCAACUUCUAGACCUACUAAAGAAAUAUCAAUGGAAACUCCAGAAUGUGACGAAGAAUUCGGAUAAGCCGGUCAGCGCCCUGGGCAAGCUUCAGAACGCCAACGGCUCCAUCGAAAUUGGGCCGAGCAAGCAAAAAGUGCAGUUGAAUGCGAAGAUGUGUGAGGAGGCGACGAUUAUGGGGCGCAUUUUUUCCAUGGAAGAAAAGGACGCUGUAGAGUUGGUGUUGACAGGCGACUUACAAGUGCAGAACUUUGAUGAAAUCGGACGAGGCUUGACCGCAGUCGUCUGCUACUACGAUGCGCACAAGCUGUUUGCACGGACACUGAAAUGUAUUUUGUCCUGGGAUCGUGAGCAACUGCCGGUGGAACUGGAGAACUUUAUUGCGCAGAACCUGGUCAAAGAAGCGGUUUUCCGUAGCCUUUUGGAGGUCCAAUCUCAAUUCACGAUGAGCCAUGAAUUCCAACGGCUUGUUGCUGAAGGUGUCAACGGUCUCGGCGGUGACUACCAUCAGCAAUUGGUUCGCUGUGCAAUCGACGAGACGAGAAACUUGACCUCGGAGUGCGCCGUGUUACUUUGUUUGUGGGCUGGCGACAAGACACCGUUUUUGAACGACAUACUUCGGACGUUGAAGGAAGAACUAAAUGGCCCGGUCCGGCCGUUCCAGUUUCUUGCCUGGACGUGUUUGGCCCAGAUUCUACACGACAAGUCCCUGCUGCAAACGGACAACCCGGCGAAGAUUCUCAAGCAGUGCCACAACGAAAUCAAGAACCAGGACGCAUGGGUCACAAAGCCCAUUCUGGGUGCCGUGGCUUUGGCGUUAGCCUCGGCGAUAAAUAGCAUCUCUGUCAGCACGGCGCAUCAUAGCGCCAUUAACGACUUGCCCGUGGACAUCCAAGAAACGCUUGUCGAGAUGAGUGUCAGCCACUCUGGAUUUCAUUACUUGGAACACUGUGUAACAACUUAUGACGCGGCGGCUGUCCCUUAUCAGAUUGAAUCUGUCGACUAUGCCCUGAAGAGAUUCUGCUGCCAGUUCCCAGCGUUAUUGACCGAAUUGAUGCGAAGCUGUAUUGAUGAAUUGCUCGUGAUCGACGAAUGGCGUGGAGCAAAAGGUUACGCGCCUAAGCUACGACAAGAUCAUUUUCGAGUGAUGCUGUCCAUCUUUAGAAAGAUCUACCACACCGACAAACGAUUUGCUGCUGAAUACUCUGCCACAAACGCUAUGAUGGAUAAAUUGAGCGAGGAUUUUAGCCCCGAGGGGAACCUCCAGCUCUGCAACGCCUUUCUGGCACUUUUCCAAAAAGACGAACAUAACGAGCAGACGGUGGAAUUCAUUCAGACGCUGACCAAUUUUUGCCGCAAUGGUGCAACGGCAUCUUUUGUCUUCAACAUGUUCUGCAGCCUGCCGCUGAACAUCCACUUUGAAAACUGCAGCAUGUGGUCAAAAUUCUUCAGCGCGUUGAAGAGCUACGAAAAAUUCUUCCGCAACAUCCCGGAUACGAAUUUCAGCGAGCUGCUCAGUGGCCAAGGUACCGAUGAGAUGACACGGGGGAUCAAUCCUGAAGAGCUAACUGGUCUCGUCUCAUGGUGUCGACUAGUCGAGGCAGACCCGACGGCUGCGCAGGGAUUUGCUUCGGAAACGAAUUGGGGUGUCGUUGAUGUUUCGAUUUCUUUGGUUGGAUGUAAACUACCGGGUGUACUCAAAGGUGCCCUACUGAAGAUGCUGGCCGCAAUGGCGCGGCUUCCGAUAGCUGCGGGUCGUAUUUGGAAAGCUUUGGAAAAGACGCCGUUGUGCCACUACGACGAGAAGGGACAACUUGCCGGUCUUGUGAAUGAACUCGAGGAAAACGAAUGCCCACAGAAGGAGUAUGAUUGCAGCCUCGGGAUGCUGCAACUUCUUCGCCAGCUCUCUAUCCACCGAGAAUUCCCCGAGAUUAUUCGGCCGUAUCUCGAAUACAUUAUCGCGCAAAUUCUGGGUCCGUUGAACACACGGGCGUACUUGGACAAUAAUCAGAUGUGGGACCUCUGCGAAAACGGCUUAUCGACGCUGUCGACGAUUUUGGACAACAACGUGGUCGACUUCAGAGCAUUGGAGAAGCGGGAGCCAGCCGUUGUCAUCUUGCUUCAGCUUGCCAACCGUGACACACCGCUGUUCAAAAGCAUUGGCUGGACGCUGUGCGAAGAUGCUUACAGUUCAGCGGUUCGCUAUCGUCCAUCGGCCAAUUCGUCCUUCCUGGCCCUGAAACUUCUGAAGAGGACUAUGAGCUUGCUCGAAGUUUUGCGGGAAGCAAAAAUCGCAUCCAGCCUGAGCGCCGUUGUAUCUACGAUCCCGGCUUUAUUCCUGUCGCCCAUCUCGCUGAACCAGCCGAGAAGCCUGUUUUCGAUAUUUUUCAAAUACGCGUCACAGAUGGCCGAGCAUGGGGAGCACGCGUUGCUGAGUUUGGGCAUUGUCGGCGAGAUGUGCGCAUUCCGACCGUCACUACAGCGAAAUAUGGUCGAGACUUUGUUGAGGGAGCCGACAUUCGCGGCGCGUUUGCCCUACAUUGGCUUCGUGAUUUUUGACCCAUUCGAGCUGCAAUAUACCAUUGACGACGUCUACAUGGACAACAAGUCAUCGAUUCCCGAGUCGUGUGCCCACGUACGAGGCGAGCUGGCACGCCUUUUUGUGGAGAUGCUAGCCGAUUCCGUGGAGACUGAUCCACGUGGCCCCAAUCUCGGAUACCUCUUCUGCGGCAUCGAUAUGAUGAAUCCUAGUGACACCUCGUUCACUGAAGUAAAUCAAAGAACGGUCUUGCAUCGCCUCCUGCCAACGAUCGAAAUGUUUUCGAAAGCCGAGAAGCCCUUUGCUCUCCAACACUCUGCCAUCAUCCAACCGGCAUUUCGAUUCUUGCGCGGACUGGUCUCGGUGGAGUGCCCGGUAUCUCCAGCAAUCCUUCGAUUUCUACGUACGCACGAUGCCAUCCACAUGUUGGCCACGUCUCCGUUCAUGGGCUUCCAUGCGGCAUCCAUGAAGGACGACUCGUCAUCGACAAAAUCGGCUCUGUCGGACAUGGUUGCCGGCGACAUUCUCCAUCUGAUCGCUUUGGAAAUAUCAUCGCUCUUGCUGCAAAACCAAUUUGUGGAUCCACAACGGCUGCUCCGAGCCCUGCUCGAAUCUGUGCAGGGCGGCGCUGACCCGGACAUGAACACGAUAGCUUUCACCAACAUUCCGGAGGAGCGGAACGUUCUGUUCGCCUUGCUUUCCUCGGCAAGCGGCACCCUUCCCAUGGAAGCUAUUUCCCCUGCUACAUGCGUGUAUUUUGACGCUCACAAAGUUCAGGCGUUGGUGCAAGAUUCUCUCUGCGGCUCGGUGUGGGGGAUUCCAGUUUACGACGUCGACACCCUACACCAAUUGCUGGAUCGUGAGAUUCGUGCGCUGGAAUAUGACGACAAGACGGCCCCUUCACUGGAAAUGGAGAAAAUCUUGGACUGGGUCGCAGUGGCCAACCAAAGUGAGCUCAUCUCCCAGGCACACGCGACGCUGCUCUCCGGAUGCUCGGCACUGAUCAACGUGAUUUGCUUGUUUACCCCGCUGCCAUUUUUCUCUCAUGAAGCUCAAAUUGCUGUCCUCAGCGACGCCUGCUACGAGCUCAUCACGGUUGCCUCAACACAUGACGGCGACCUCGGCGACGAAAUCUGCACCUCGAUUCUGCGGGUCUGCAAGGCGCUCUGCAAGCUCAUCACCGUCGGUCCGUAUGACCUCAAAGAAAGACGGAUUCUCAUCGAGCGCCUGAUUGCCCCAGUCUUUGAGCUUCUCGUCCAGCCGGGCAACCGAACAUUGCGUUCAAAGACGUCGCUGUAUCUUGCAACGUGCAGCCUCACUUCAUCUUGCUAUUCAGCCCCGACGAAGGGCGUCGAGAGCGCUGACUUCCGGAAGCCCGCAUCCCUUGAUGACACGACUUGGCUCUUCAAGCCGAUUGAAACUGAUGAAGACCCAAUCAGGGCCCGCAUCGACAGCUUGACGCAGGAGCUCUCAAGGUUUAUCAUCGACGACAUUGCCGACUUGCCGAACAGUAGCAAGUGUGCUCCGCUGUCCUUGCUCGCCGAUCUGAUUUGGGAGGAUGGGCUUGGAACAAGAAAAACAUGCGUCUUGGUCGCACGAUCGGGUGUCGUUCGUUUCCUGUUGGAUCUGCUGCAACAACUUGACAUCAACUACGAGCAGCUCGCACAGGCCGAUCCGAGCGCUUUGGAAACCCUGAAGCUUUUCAAGACGAUCAAUGUCCUACUCACUCGGCUUUCAUUUGUUGAUGCCGGUUGGGUGGCGCUCACGGAAAUUGGUACAAUACAGAUUCUUUCCAAGCUGAAGUGCAUAUCCGAUCCGCCCAAAGAUCUCUACCUGAACCCCGCCUCGAUCAACACGGAUCGCUCCAUCGCAUGGUAUUACGGGAAAGUGCUGACUUCCUCGAUGUGCCUUGUGUCGGCCCUUUUCUCAAAUGCGUAUUGGAGGAAGCUGUCGAAGGCGACGAUCGACUUUAUCCUGGCCCAUGCGUUCAUGUUCUCUCAGCUGUGUCGCGCCGAGGUGUCCACUCCCUCGCUCGAUCAGGCUAGCAGCCUAUUGCACUUCAUCUAUGAGCGAGACGAUGUCCUUCACCGUGAAGCCAUUGAUGCAUCGCCGUCCCUGAAGAUGAUCCGGAAUCGCGCCGACAAGCUU
Molecule: messenger RNA, 4761 nt
Organism: Mesorhabditis spiculigera
Lineage: Eukaryota; Metazoa; Nematoda; Chromadorea; Rhabditida; Rhabditidae
Source: the annotation of a GenBank genome assembly